AUAGUAGUGUUUUAGGUAGGCCGCUGCUCCGCUGUUCCUGUCAGUCUGUUGUUCCGGCUCGAACAUGGCGCUGUCUCUGGGCGAAGUGGCUGCAGUUGGUGGUAGCCGGCUGAGAAGGCAGCUGGAGUCGGGGAGCUACGCGGCCGACGAGUACGUGAAGGUCCUUUCCCAGCAAUCAGACGGCGACCGGGACCUGCAGGAGCACCGGCAGCGCAUCCAAGCGCUGAGUGAGGAGACCGCGCAGAGCCUCAAGCGCAACGUCUACCAGAACUACAGGCAGUUCAUCGAGACGGCCCGAGAGAUCAGCUACCUGGAGAGUGAGAUGUACCAGCUCAGCCACAUCCUCACUGAGCAGAAGGGCAUCAUGGAAGCCGUCACCCAGGCCCUGCUGCAGCAAGCCAGCACCACCGACCGCGAUGACCCCGCUCUGGGGGGCGCCCGACGAGCGGCCACUGACCCCCAUGCCAACCCUUUCUUGCCCCUCUCGGCCAAAGACUCUGCGGCUAAUGAGGAGGGCCGGCAGCGAACUCUCACUACCCUCCUGGAGAAGGUGGAGGGCUGCCGGGACUUGCUCCCAGAGAGCCCUGGCAAGUACCUAGUCUACAAUGGUGACCUUGUGGAGUAUGAUGCGGAUCAUAUGGUCCAGAUUCAGAGAGUGCACGCCUUCCUGAUGAAUGACUGCCUUCUUGUGGCUGCCUGGCUGCCCAACCGGCGUGGUACUUACCGUUAUGAUGCCUUGUACCCACUUGACGGUCUAGCUGUGGUCAAUGUUAAGGACAAUCCACCUAUGAAGGAUAUGUUCAAAUUGCUUAUGUUCCCUGAAAGCCGCAUCUUCCAAGCUGAGAAUGCCAAGAUCAAGAAAGAGUGGUUGGAAGUGUUAGAAGAGACCAAGAGGAACCGUGUCCUCAGUGAGAAGCAAAGGCUGGAACAGGAGGCCCCUACACGGGCUCCUCCUCCAGCUCCCACAGAGACCACAAAUCCAUUUGAGGAGGAUGAGGAAGAGGAGUCAACUCCAGAAGAAGAAAUGGUGGAUCUGUCUCUAGAAUGGAUUCAGGAGUUGCCUGAAGACCUAGAUGUCUGCAUUGCUCAGAGAGACUUUGAGGGAGCAGUUGAUUUGUUGGAUAAGCUUAAUGAGUAUCUGGGAGAUAAGCCUGUGACACAGCUAGUCAGGGAGUUAAGAGCCAAGGUGGAUGAAAGAAUCCGGCAGCUCACUGAUGUGCUUGUUUUUGAGCUGUCUCCAGAUAGGUCUCUACGAGGUGGACCCAGAGCUACUCGGCGAGCUGUUUCUCAGCUCAUCCGCUUGGGUCAGUCAACCAAGGCAUGUGAACUUUUCUUGAGGAACAGAGAAGCUGCUGUACACACAGCCAUCCGACAGUUACGCAUCGAAGGUGCCACUCUGCUGUACAUUCAUAAGCUCUGCCAUGUCUUCUUUACCAGCCUGUUGGAGACUGCAAGAGAGUUUGAGACAGACUUUGCAGGCAACAGUGGGUGCUAUUCUGCUUUUAUUGUUUGGGCCCGAUCUGCUAUGAGGAUGUUUGUAGAUGCCUUCAGUAAACAGGUGUUUGACAGUAAGGAAAGCUUAUCAACUGCUGCUGAAUGUGUAAAGGUGGCAAAGGAACACUGCAAGCAGCUCAGUGAGAUUGGUUUGGAUCUGACCUUCAUCAUACAUGCUUUGCUAGUGAAGGAUAUCAAAAGUGCUUUGCAGAGCUACAAGGAUAUCAUCAUUGAGGCCACAAAGCACCGCAACUCUGAGGAAAUGUGGCGAAGAAUGAACCUGAUGACUCCAGAAGCUUUAGGAAAGCUGAGAGAAGAAAUGAGGAGCUGUGGUGUGACCAGUUUUGACCAGUACACUGGUGAUGACUGCUGGGUGAAUCUUAGCUACACUGUGGUGGCCUUCACCAAACAGACCAUGGCCUUCUUGGAGGAAGCACUCAAGCUAUACUUCCCAGAGUUGCACAUGAUUCUGCUGGAAAGCCUGGUGGAGAUAAUCCUUGUAGCUGUCCAGCAUGUUGAUUACAGUUUACGGUGUGAACAGGACCCUGAGAAGAAAACAUUCAUCAGGCAGAAUGCAUCUUUCCUUUAUGAAACCGUCCUUCCUGUAGUGGAGAGGAGGUUUGAAGAAGGAGUUGGAAAGCCAGCUAAGCAACUGCAAGAUCUGAGGAAUGCUUCAAGACUGAUGCGUAUUAAUCCUGAAAGUACUACCUCUGUGGUCUGAAGUUUAAUGCCUUGGAACCUUUCUUACAAAAGAUUGUGUAUAUACCUAAUGUAUGUUUUAUGUACAUGUAUAUGUAUAACUCCCCCCCCCCUUUAAAAAAAAUAAUGACCACAAUCCCUUUAGCUAAUUAUGCCUUGCAAAUAAAUUAGAAGGCAAAGAAAAAAAAGAGAUAAGAAAACUAGGAAUGCAGUUGGAUAAACAACAUUGAGCCCAUUUCCUCUGAAGGUCUUCUUGUGAAAUUUUAAAUUAAGGAAGUCACUUAGUGACAUAAUGUAUUAUGAUUCAGUGGUGAAUGACAUGUUUAAAUAUAAUGAAUGUGAUAAAGCAUAACAUUUAAAAAGUAUUAGCUGGUUCUCCCAAGAGAACAAAUGAUGGGGUGUGCACUACAGAAAGCAAAUUAAUGUGCAUAAUUAUGUCUGUUACUUUGAGAGAAGAUUAUAAGGAGUGGAGUUCACUGUUCCAGUGAUUUUACAGAUCCCUAGCUAAGAUGAAUAUUGCUAAGUUUAUAAUGGGCUGCAUGUAUGUUUUCUGUCUGGAGGCAGAGAAGCACAAUGCCUAAAAAUAACAUACAGACUACCAGAAGAGCAGUGUGCACAAGCAAACCAUCGGGAUUUGGCCACCAUGCUCUCUGCAACCAAAUAUCUAAAGAGACUCUUAAGUUAACCAUGCAUCCUUGAUAGUCUGUAGGAAAACUACUGUGCCAAAAGCUUCAGAGGGAAUUGUGACUGUGCAUAUCAUUUCCUGGCAUGCACAUAAACUUUCUUUGGACAGAAACCAGUUAUAUGAAUUGAAGGGUGGGUAUAUAGUCUGCCCAAAUUUUAUGUCGGCUUACAUUAUCAGUAGGAAUUAUGACUUGAGAACAUGGAUGAAACAGAGUUUUACAUAUUGUUGAAUCAGCCUGUUGCAUAGACCUCUGGAAGAUUCCAUGAUGUGAAAACUGCUAGUGUAUCAUCAAGUGGAGGGUGUCAGUGGUUGAAAAGCAGCCUAGUGUAUGUAUCAUGGAGCUUUUGGGUGACUACAAAUGGGAAUCAGCAUUUGGGUAUGGGAGGCAUGCAUAGGAUGAAGGCACAGACACCUGGUAAGGACUGUAACCAAGGCCAAACAAUCCCAUCUAGCUCUGCAUACAGUGCAAUUGUGUUCAGUGUGGGUACAGGUUCCUUGUUUGUUAAAGUAGUUGGGGCUUUCCAAGACUGAUAAGUGACUCCAAGUAACUCAGAUUAUCCUAAGGCUCUUUUUAUAAACAGUAGGCUUCAGUAAGUAUACAGCAGAUUGUAUGGUUUAUAUAUUAAAAGUAUUUAAGACCUUAUUGUACAAUUAUGGUCUUUAGAUACAAUGGAAAUCUGUUGGCUUGUUUUUUGACAACUGACUUUGCCGUUAAAGUAAACAUCAUCUUGAGAUCAUUCAUGGCACUCACUCACAUGGAAGAAAGAGGCAGGGAAAUCUCUCCACACUCCAGAAAUAUUCAGUCUAGACAGCAAUGUAGUAUAAUGGAUAGUGUUGUGGGCUGAAUCACAGCAUAUGAAUGCAUUGUUUAGCCUCUGAGUGAGGGGGGAGGGCUGGGUAGCCAUCAUGUUUGCAUCAGUGAGUGGAUUUGCUCAUUGUUGCCUUCCAAAGGGCAUGCUGGUGUGGAAUAGGGUAUAGGGGUCACCAUAGUAUGCACUUGUAGCCUUUAGACUUUUACAGCAAUGGAAUUUAGAGCACCUGAUAUAGAUAUUUUACAGUUUGCAGUUGUUGCGCAUCUCUUUUAUACACUGAAGAAAAUUUCUUUUUAGGAAUGCUUAUCCUGCUAUCUCAGCAGGCCUAAGAAACUAAAUCAAUUUAUAGGCAAGCUCCUCAUCUCUUACUCAUUAGAUUUCUGCAGGCGGAUCUCCCAAAAGUUAUUUGUAGAGCACUUAUGGAUAUCUGAGCUAAAUAUUCUUUGUGUUCAGUGAUAUCUGUUUCUACUGAUGUGUAUAAAUAUAUGGAAGCCAAAUUUGCUCUAAGACCAAUGAUAUAAGUUGAAAUUUGUGGACGGUCUUUGUAUUUUAACACAGAUAACUGAAUUAAAAUAAGUGCACCCUGAAAA
Molecule: messenger RNA, 4280 nt
Organism: Heteronotia binoei (common prickly gecko)
Lineage: Eukaryota; Metazoa; Chordata; Lepidosauria; Squamata; Gekkonidae
Gene: EXOC8
Product: exocyst complex component 8
Exons: 2
Coding region: 65-2215 (716 amino acids)
Biological process (GO): exocytosis; intracellular protein localization; Golgi to plasma membrane transport
Cellular component (GO): exocyst
Source: RefSeq, a predicted model, not a curated record